Molecule: messenger RNA, 2157 nt
Organism: Monopterus albus (swamp eel)
Lineage: Eukaryota; Metazoa; Chordata; Actinopteri; Synbranchiformes; Synbranchidae
Gene: irak4
Product: interleukin-1 receptor-associated kinase 4
Exons: 11
Coding region: 424-1818 (464 amino acids)
Biological process (GO): signal transduction; protein phosphorylation
Molecular function (GO): protein serine/threonine kinase activity; magnesium ion binding; ATP binding
Source: RefSeq, a predicted model, not a curated record
UAGAGGGCGUCUUAAUGCCGUGAACCUACAAACAACCACAGGACUUCGGUCGCCCUUCGUUUCAGUUUCUGCUUUCUAGUUUCCCAGAAAAGCUGGAGAACAGAACCACAGUUAGUCAACUUUGCUCUUAUUGACGUCGGCAGUGCACAGAGUGAGAACGAUCCUUUAAUAUUAUCACUGCCUUUUAUUUCCGUAUUGUAGGUGGCGACUUCUACAGGAAAAGACCCUGAGUUAAUUUUCGGGAAGUUGCUCAAUAUCGGAAAGCCACAUUUUACUCAACCGUGAGAUAAAUGUUAGUAUUCUGCACGUAUGGGUGAAUUCAGUGGCCUACAAUUAACGCGGUAACAACUAUCUAAAUGGAUAUUAUGUCAGUAUAACUCAGAUGAAUCCUGAACUCAGGUUGCGUCAGUAGUUUCUGCUACAAUGGAUAUUUCAGUAACUUCCGCUACUUACAUCCGCAACCUCAGUUAUAGUUUACGCCGCAAGUUGUCAGAUUUUUUGGACCCUCAAGACAGGUGGAAAGAUGUUAUUGUGUCGAUACGGAAGCCGGGUGGGGAAAUGAGGUACCCUCAGCACCAUGUGAGGAGAUUUGAAGGCCUUGUUGCACAGGGGAGAAGUCCCACAUUGGAGCUGCUGAAUGACUGGGGGACCACCAACAGUACAGUGGGAGAACUAGUAGACAUUUUGAAGAGUCACAAGUUAGUGGCUGCUGCCAGUGUUCUGCUACCUGUGGAAGAGGCCACCUCAGCAGGUACACAGCAGGCCUCUCCAGCUGUAGACACAGACAGUGCCCUUCCAACCAGGCUUCUGGGUGAGAGAGAGGCACAGCCGCCACCUGUCAGCUCUGCUGUGCACACACAGAUUCUGCUGGAGAGCAGUGAAGCCGAACACACAGGUUUCUCCAGCUUCCUCUACAAUGAUCUGAUGGAAAUUACAGGCAACUUUGAUGACCGCCCCAUGUCAGACGGCGGCAGCAGACUAGGAGAGGGAGGCUUCGGCACCGUAUACAAGGGGCUCCUGAAUGGUAAACCUGUUGCAGUGAAAAAACUAAAUCCAAUGGAUGACAUCUCGCUCGACGAGCUGCGAGUUCAGUUCAACCAGGAGAUCCAAACUCUGAAAAUGUUGAAACAUGAGAAUCUAGUAAACAUGGUUGGAUUUUCCUGUGACCAACAGCACCCAUGUUUGGUGUAUGCCUUCAUGGCAAACGGCUCUUUGCUUGACCGACUAGCUUGCUCAGACGAUAGUCCUCCACUGUGCUGGCGACAGAGGUGCUUGAUAGCUGAAGGGACAGCAAGGGGCUUGGAGUAUCUGCACUGUAACCAUCAUGUCCACAGAGAUGUUAAAAGUGCAAAUAUACUGUUGGAUGAAAAAUUUGUGGCAAAGAUCUCGGACUUUGGGUUGACAAGAGCAUCGGCUAAACGGACAUCAACAACCAUGAUGACAGAGAGGAUUGUGGGCACUCGUGCAUACAUGGCACCUGAGGCGCUCAGAGGAGAGAUCACGCCAAAAUCGGACGUUUUCAGCUUUGGAGUGGUGCUGUUAGAAAUACUGUCUGGGCUCUCGCCAGCUGAUGAAAACCGUGAGCCACAGUUCUUGAUGGAGGUUAGGUAUGAUAUAGAUGAUGAUGACGAGGAGCUGACUCUGGAGGAAUUUGUGGACACAAAGAUGAGAGACUGGGAGCUCAGCCAGGUGCAGAGUGUCUACUCUUUGGCCUGCAGCUGCCUCCAUGACAGGAAAAACAGACGGCCAGCUAUCAAACAGGUCCUGGCUGAGCUCAAAGGAGUUGUCAAAAACAUAUCACUGGAUUUUCAGCCGUAGCAGAACCAAGAUCAUGUUCCAGCCAAUGCCAAGACUGACAACUUGUUCUCCACAGGUUCAGAGAAGUUGCUUGUUGACUUGUGAAAGAAAUACUUAAACAGUCACAAUCUCUUUGUGUAAUAAACCUUUUUAAAGCUUAAUUUUAAGUGACUUACUAUAUUUUUGGUAAGAAGCAUGUGGCUUUGUUUUUAGAGCUGUUAGCUGUUACAGAAAUACUGCAGUACACUGAACUGGCAUCAAGCAUAUCAGAUGGUUUGAUGGACACAGCUGUAAUUUCAAAAGUGUUUCUAUCAUGUAUUUACUGUGAAGACAAGAGGAAUAAAGUUAAUGAAACAAAAA